AAGGGAGACUGGGAGGCGCCGCGCCGCCGGGUUUCUCUCUCUCGCUCGCAUUUUCUCGUCUGCUUCCUUCGGAGCUCAGAGAGAGAGAGAGAGAGAGAUAGAGUCGGAAGGGAAAUCUUCAUUCUAACAUAAAGCCACGAAAACCCUAGGCCGCCGUUUCUCUGCGUUUCAAGUCCGCUCGCUGCCCCUCUCUCUCUCUCUGUCUCUCGUCCCUAGGGAGGUAGUGUGUCUGGUUCUUCUCCUUUUUUCACAUGCUUUUCGCUUCAGUUCUUUCUUCUUGUGCCGUUUGGUUCCUUGGAAAAUAUUGCUUGGGGAAAGAGCUUAUGAGCGCACAAAUCUUGCAAAUACGCUGCAUUUGUGUGAAGUAGGAUUUUUCUUUGAUUGGAUCUUAGAAUCAUUCUGUUAUUUUGUUGAAAUAACUUGAUUUGUUUAACCUAUUAGCCCGUUGAUAGAACAUUGAAAAAUUCAUUGUCCAUAAAGAAUGGCAACUUCAACACAUUUGUGUGGGGUCAAAACUGUCGGCCCUGCUUUUUCUCCCAAACAUUUGCAUUCCCGACUUCUGUGGUCGCAAAAGGAUCUUCGUUUUGCUAGCUCUCUCGCUUCAGUUUCUGGAUUUUGUAGCGUGGCUGUAAAAAAUUAUUGCACCAGGAGGGGUUUAAGACUGAGUUGUGAGGGGAAAACUACCGAUGUGCUUGAGAGGAACAAAGCUGAAAAUCAAACCUGUGAUGGGGUCUCAAAUGAACUGACAUGUGUCAUGAAGUUUGGUGGCUCAUCAGUGGCCUCUUCUGAUAGGAUGAGAGAGGUUGCUGACCUUAUUCUUAGCUUCCCAGAAGAAAGACCUGUGGUAGUUCUCUCUGCUAUGGGGAAGACAACUAACAAACUUUUAUUGGCUGGAGAAAAAGCCGUCGGUUGUGGUACCUCCAAUGUAUCUGACAUUGAUGAAUUGCUUUUUGUGAAAGAAUUGCAUCUCAGGACUGUGGAUGAGCUAGGGGUUGACAGAUCCUCUGUUUUAACACACUUGGAGGAACUGGAGCAACUUCUAAAGGGAAUUGGUCAAGUGAAAGAGUUGACCUUACGCACAAAAGACUAUUUAGUCUCAUUUGGGGAAUGCAUGUCAACAAGAAUUUUUGCUGCAUAUUUAAACAAAAUUGGUGUUAAAGCUCGUCAGUAUGAUGCAUUUGAUAUUGGUUUCAUAACAACAGAUGACUUCUCAAAUGCUGACAUCCUGGAAGCAACUUACCCAGCUGUUUCAAAGAGGUUGCUUGGUGAUUGGAUUAGUGAUCCUGCAAUUCCUAUUGUUACUGGCUUCCUUGGAAAGGGCUGGAGAUCCUGUGCAGUGACUACUUUGGGCAGGGGUGGUAGUGAUCUGACGGCAACAACCAUUGGUAAAGCACUAGGGCUGCGAGAAAUUCAGGUGUGGAAGGAUGUUGAUGGUGUUCUGACGUGUGAUCCUAACAUAUAUCCAGACGCAGAACCUGUGCCAUAUCUAACAUUUGAAGAGGCUGCGGAGCUUGCAUAUUUUGGUGCACAGGUCCUGCAUCCACAAUCCAUGAAGCCAGCAAGAGAAGGUGAUAUUCCUGUUAGGGUUAAGAAUUCUUACAAUCCUAAGGCUCCUGGAACUCUUAUCACCAGAGCAAGAGAUAUGAGCAAGGCAGUACUGACUAGCAUUGUCUUGAAACGGAAUGUGACAAUGUUGGAUAUUGCUAGCACCCGCAUGCUUGGUCAAUAUGGCUUCCUAGCCAAGGUAUUCUCAAUCUUUGAAGAUUUGGGAAUAUCAGUGGAUGUUGUGGCUACUAGUGAAGUUAGUAUUUCCUUGACAUUGGAUCCAUCAAAGCUCUGGAGCAGGGAACUCAUUCAGCAGGCAUGCGAGCUUGAUCAUGUUGUGGAAGAACUUGAAAAAAUAUCAGUUGUGAAUCUCCUGCAGAACAGAUCAAUCAUAUCUCUUAUUGGCAAUGUUCAGAGGUCAUCGCUGAUAUUAGAGAAGGUAUUCUGCGUUCUUCGUGCCAAUGGAGUCAAUGUUCAGAUGAUCUCUCAAGGUGCAUCUAAGGUCAACAUCUCAUUGAUCGUACACGACAGUGAAGCAGAACAAUGUGUGAGGGCACUCCACUCUGCAUUCUUUUCAAGUGAUAUCUCAGACCUAAAAGUGGAAUGCGGGUCUCAGAAUGGAUCCAGUUGAACUUUGCCCUACCGAUGUUGAGUUGACUUGCUUGUGAGUAAACCCAGUGUCAGUGUCUCCUCCAAAUCUGGUUACAUGUCAUGUUGAACGUGUGGGUAUGGGUGUCUCUCAUAUCACUUGCCAUGAUACCAAUAUCUAUAUAUGUAGUAUUGUGUUAGCCA
Messenger RNA from Diospyros lotus (date-plum), 2337 nucleotides. Its product is annotated as aspartokinase 2, chloroplastic-like. The transcript has 14 exons. The record is from RefSeq and is a predicted model, not a curated record. Gene Ontology annotation, cellular component: chloroplast stroma. Lineage: Eukaryota; Viridiplantae; Streptophyta; Magnoliopsida; Ericales; Ebenaceae. Bases 482 to 2176 code for a protein of 564 amino acids. Gene Ontology annotation, molecular function: aspartate kinase activity. Gene Ontology annotation, biological process: amino acid biosynthetic process.